Molecule: messenger RNA, 836 nt
Organism: Lepus europaeus (European hare)
Lineage: Eukaryota; Metazoa; Chordata; Mammalia; Lagomorpha; Leporidae
Gene: DCTN3
Product: dynactin subunit 3
Exons: 7
Coding region: 41-601 (186 amino acids)
Biological process (GO): cytoskeleton-dependent cytokinesis
Cellular component (GO): dynactin complex
Source: RefSeq, a predicted model, not a curated record
CCCCUGGCUGUGCCCCAGGUGAGGCGCGGCGGCGGUGGAGAUGGCGACUCUGACGGAUGUUCAGCGGCUACAAGCCCGAGUGGAGGAGCUGGAGCGCUGGGUGUACGGGCCUGGCGGGGCGCGCGGCUCGCGGAAGGUGGCUGAUGGCCUGGUCAAGGUGCAGGUGGCCUUGGGAAACAUUGCCAGCAAGAGGGAGAGGGUGAAGGUCCUAUACAAAAAGAUUGAAGACCUGAUCAAGUACCUGGAUCCUGAGUACAUUGACCGCAUUGCCAUACCUGAUGCCUCUAAGCUGCAGUUCAUCUUGGCAGAGGAGCAGUUUAUCCUCGCCCAGGUUGCACUCCUGGAGCAGGUGGACGCCUUGGUUCCCAUGCUGGACAGUGCUCACAUCAAAGCCGUUCCGGAGCACGCCGCCCGCCUGCAGCGCUUGGCCCAGAUCCACAUCCAGCAGCAGGACCAAUGUAUGGAGAUCACCGAGGAGUCCAAAGCUCUCCUGGAAGAAUACAACAAGACUACAAUGCUUCUCUCCAAGCAGUUCGUGCAGUGGGAUGAGCUGCUUUGCCAGCUGGAGGCUGCCAAGCAAGUGAAGCCCGCAGAGGAAUGAUGGCUGCUCCCCCUCCCAGGGUGGGCCAGGGCCCCCGGGCUCCAGGCUCCAAUGCCAACCUGUCUUUGUGACAAGGCAGAGGCCACUUUGUAUUUAUUGGAUUCUAGGGCCAUUUGUCUGCACUUAGAGGUCAGGUUACCUGAGAUUCCUGAUUGACCGUCCCACCAUCAGUUUUCUGUACAGUGUAACAAUAAAGGUCUGAGGAGGAGUGUGUGCUUCCCAGGCUAGGAUGGGC